Molecule: messenger RNA, 2855 nt
Organism: Solea senegalensis (Senegalese sole)
Lineage: Eukaryota; Metazoa; Chordata; Actinopteri; Pleuronectiformes; Soleidae
Gene: syt9a
Product: synaptotagmin IXa
Exons: 7
Coding region: 535-2223 (562 amino acids)
Biological process (GO): calcium-ion regulated exocytosis; regulation of dopamine secretion; cellular response to calcium ion
Cellular component (GO): membrane; dense core granule
Molecular function (GO): clathrin binding; calcium ion binding; phosphatidylserine binding
Source: RefSeq, a predicted model, not a curated record
GUUGUGUUCCUGUCAGUCCUGUCCUUUACUCUUAUACAAAAAUAAAUAUAUAUACGAAUGUUGGUUUAACUUCUUUUGAGCGUCUCACAUGGAAAUUUAAAGACACUGGAAGUCAACGGAGCGCCAGCUGGAUGAUCUGACGCGCGGGCACAUUUCAGCACAUUGGACAGCGCACACGCACGCACGCACGCACGGCGCCGCAGUGGCGAAGCGUGGAUUCAACCGGUGGCUUUUAACAGCAGCAGCAGCAGCGAGUGGACCUUUUUUUUCCAAACCCGCAAGCGAGGAAGACUGCGUGAUUUGUGGAUAACUUGAGCGAGUGUUGCUUUUUUUUUCUUCCCCCACCUCCGUUUUUCCAACACUGAGAGCGUCUCCAGCGUGAGUGUAGGCGUGUCCGUGGAUGUGGAUGAGUGGUUAACUGUGCUGAGCCGCGUGGAUUAUUUACUGUGUGUAUAUAUAUAUAUAUAGGUGAGAAUCCAGCGGGUGCGGUGGUGCCUAUAAGAGACCCUCCAUUUCUAAGGAUGCUGAUGGGAAAUGCCUGGAGACAGAGAUGACGAGAUUUGUCAAAAGGCACUUGAACUGCUGUCAGAUCUUUGCUCGAAGGGGGAAGUGCAGAACGAAAACUGCCUGGAUUUUAUCUACUAUUUCCGAGACCUCGCCCGGCCACGCUACACGGACUCAGAUAUAUCUGUGAGUCUUCUGUCACUGGUCGUGACCGCCUGUGGCUUAGCCUUGUUUGGCGUCUCCCUCUUUGUCUCCUGGAAGCUGUGCUGGAUUCCAUGGAGGGAACGCGGACUCUCACCGACCACCAAGGAGGCCCAUGCACACCUCAACCCCACUAUGAGCCCCCUAUCUUCACAGUCCAUACCCAGAAAGCCAGUUUACACAGCUGUGGACCCCCCGAUGCACGACCGCCGUGAAUCCUCACACUGCUCCAUCGCCAGAGAGCCCACUCCUGUGGCAUCGGUCGUGUCAGUGGAGGCUCCUGUGACUCCUGUAUCGCCACCACCUGUGGUCAUGGCCACACCUGAGGCAGCUAUGAAGAUCAGUCACACAUCUCCAGACAUCCCACUGGAUGCCCAGUGUAAAAGUCAGGAAAACGGGGUUCACACUAACCCUCGUAUGCAGCGCCAGACCACAGAACCACCGCCAUCUGGUUGCUCAAUCUCUGAAAUUAGACGAGGGUCGAUUCGUAGACAUAUGAACCUGUCCAACCCGGACUUCAAUGUGGCCCAGUUCCAAAGGCAGGACUCCCUCACUGGAAUGGGGCUGGGCCUCGGCCGUCUCAAACCUGAGCUCUACAAACAGCGCUCCCUUGAGGGAGACGAAGUAAACCGCAGGGGCGGAGGCUGUGGACGCCUCUGCCUCAUCCUCAAAUAUGACUGCGAUCUGGAGCAGCUAAUAGUUAAGAUCCACAAAGCCGAGGACCUCCCAGCUAAGGACUUCUCAGGUUCCUCUGACCCUUAUGUUAAGAUCUAUCUGCUGCCUGAUCGAAUGACCAAGCACCAGACCAAGGUGCACCGCAAGACACUGAACCCCGUGUUCGAUGAGGUCUUCCUGUUUCCUGUGGCGUACUCUGAGCUUCCGACGCGCAAGCUGCACUUCAGCGUCUAUGACUUUGACCGUUUUUCACGCCAUGACAUUAUUGGCCAAGUAGUUGUGGACAACUUCUUCGAUCUGGCAGAUUUCCCCAGGGAGACAAAACUCUGCAGGGAAAUCCAGUAUGUCUCCUCGGAUAACGUGGACCUGGGGGAUCUGAUGUUUUCACUCUGUUACUUGCCCACUGCCGGCAGAUUAACUAUUACCAUGAUAAAGGCUCGUAAUCUCAAGGCCAUGGAUAUCACCGGUGCAUCUGAUCCGUACGUGAAGGUUUCAUUAAUGUGCGAUGGUCGCAGACUGAAGAAGAGGAAGACGUCGACGAAGAGAAACACUUUGAAUCCAGUCUAUAAUGAGGCGAUUGUCUUUGAUGUCCCUACAGAAAAUAUUGAGCAGAUUAGCCUUUUGAUUGCAGUGAUGGACUAUGACCGCGUAGGCCAUAAUGAGGUCAUUGGAGUGUGUCGAGUUGGUAACGACGCUGACAGCCUCGGACGAGACCACUGGGGUGAAAUGCUCACAUAUCCCCGAAAACCUGUCGCCCACUGGCAUCCUCUUGUUGAGUACCAGGGGACCGCAGGAAGCCAGGGAGGAUCCUGUAACUCUCUGAAGACACCUCCGUCUCCAUAGCCUUGAUUAACAAGUCACUGAAGAGCCCGAAUCACAACCUGAAGCUGGCUGCUCCUUUUUGGACAGCAGUGGUGCCGAGUGCUGCACACAUACAGUCCUUUAAGAAGAAGAACGCCGGCGUCCAUAAACUACUGUGGACAGAGAGAGAGAGAGACAGAACUGUCUUGAGCUCCAGUCGAGUGAAUCAUUUUUGCAUGUUGAUUUGAAUGACCGAAAAGAUGGAUGUUUUCAUUUCUAUGUUCAAUAAGAAAAACAACAGGCACACGCAGGCAUUUUAGGUCUGGGCUACUCCUGGGUUUAUACAGUAGUGACUGUUCUUUUCUUUUUUUUAACAAAGUCUUGUUACUUGUUUCAAUAAGGUGAGUCUGUAUUUGCACACUGUACUUAACAACCAGUUGAACUGCCACACUGUUUCUGUUUUAACCUUAAAUUUGGUCGGUGAAUUGGUGCAUGAGGUCAUGGUUCGAUGGGAUAUUUUUCUCCUGAGUUGUUCGUGUCUGCUUCGGGAAACAAACGUGUCGUUCUGUCAGUUGAUGUGCAGUGAUGGUCGGUUUUGAGACAAAGUAUCUGUAAGUUACAAUAAUGUUCAGUGUUUUCAAAUAAAGUUUAUUCAUUAAGAAAAAAAACACCAA